Salvia splendens (bonfire salvia) is the source of this 1284-nucleotide messenger RNA. RefSeq names its product dof zinc finger protein DOF5.7. Bases 240 to 1094 code for a protein of 284 amino acids. The transcript has a single exon. Gene Ontology annotation, biological process: regulation of DNA-templated transcription. NCBI's taxonomy places the organism in Eukaryota, Viridiplantae, Streptophyta, Magnoliopsida, Lamiales, Lamiaceae. Gene Ontology annotation, molecular function: DNA-binding transcription factor activity; DNA binding. The record is from RefSeq and is a predicted model, not a curated record.
AUCACUCUCUUUAUUAUAUUCCAUCAGAUGCAUUUGUUGAUGAAGAUCACAAGAGUCCAUCAACAUCCUCUCCUUGUCCAUCAACUUGAUGCAUGAAACAAAUGAAUUCCAUUUCCCUUCUCCAUAAGCAAACUCUAUCCCCACAACUGAUUUCCCAUUUCUUCCUAUAAAAUACUCAAUUCCCUCUCCUCCCCCAAUUUCAAUUUCAAUUUCAAUUUAAAUAAUUAGGGUUUCCCACCAUGCCACCCGCCGGAAGAGACGAAACCCCAACCUCCACUCACCGGAAAACCGCCCGCCCCCAAGAGCCAUCCCUCCGCUGCCCCCGCUGCGAUUCUCCCAACACCAAAUUCUGCUACUACAACAACUACAGCCUCACCCAGCCCCGCCACUUCUGCAAGACCUGCCGCCGCUACUGGACCAAAGGCGGCGCCCUCCGCAGCGUCCCCAUCGGCGGCAGCUGCCGCAAAAGCAAGAAAUCCAGGACCUCCCCGCCGCCCUCCGCCGCCGGCGACGACGCCUCAGACGGAUUGAAAUUCUUCAAGGGCGUCGCACCCGCCAUGGACUUCCAGCUCAAUUUUCCCGCCACCUCUCUUCUCAACAGCCACUUCGACAAUUCAUCGAACAUCUCCACUGCAAUCUCACUAAACCCUUGCUACGCCUUCGAAAUUCCUCCUGCUGCUCCGUUAAUCGGAUUCGAUCUCUCCGGAAACAACAACUCUCCGAAUCCAGAAUUGGGGUUUCGUAGCAGCCUCGCUUCAUCCAUGGAAUCACUGAGCUGUAUCAACCAAGACCUUCACUGGAAGCUGCAGAAGCAGAGAUUGGCGAUGCUUUCACCUUCCGAUAAUAAUAAUAAUCAGAAAACCGUGAAACCGCAGCCAAUUUUGUUUCAGGAUCUGGAGGUUCCGAUCAAAGCGCCGAGGAAAAUUGACGACGGUGGAAAUCUUUCAACGGAGUGGUUUUUCGACAAUUCUUCUUAUUCUUAUGGUGGAAAUGCAGCAGCGACGAGUAACGGCGUUAAUGGUGAUAACGGAAGCCACUGGAGCAGUGGAAUUCAGGCAUGGAGUGAUUUAUCACACUAUUCUUCAAUUCCUUGACAUUGUUGUUUUAGGGUUUUAUGGUGAUGCUAAUGUUCUUCUUCUAUUGUGAUUUCAUGUUCAGAUCAAGAUGUAAUCUUUUCUUUUCAGUGUGUUGUUUGUUGUUUUUAAUUUUUUUUUCUUUUUUAAUUAAUUUGGUGCGAUUAUUAGACCAAUUUGAUGAAACAAAAUUGUAAUAGGUAAAGUUGCU